UCUCGUUUGGAGUUCGAGGGCCAUGCCAAUUGUACCUCCUUAGUCCUUUCCUUUGACAAUCACUCCCUUCUGCCCUCUUCCAAAUCUCAGCGCUUCAUCUUCUUCUUCUUCUUCUUCUUCUUCUUCUUCUUCUUCUUCUUCUGCACUCCACUUCCUUUUACUUUACUUCUCUUCCACUUCCAGAUCCUACCUUCUUCCGGACUUGACAUCUUUCUCUGCUUUUUCUGCAACUAUUUGCUACCAUUUUCGCCUCUUCGGAUCCCUCCUCCGAUCAAAACUAUUGGGUUCACCGGCAACAUGCCUUCUUUCUCAAUACAGAACACUUUUAUACAUGAGUUUCUCUAAGUUCUAGAACUAUGGGUAGAGGAAGAGGAAAGGGGAAGAAAUUCAGUGUAACCAGUCUUGAAGACCCAACAACUGGUGAGGAAGAGAAAUUGUCUUCACAGAAGCAAAGUGGAAGUGCAGAACAGCCAUUAAAAGAUGAAAUCAAGGAAGAAAAUUUUGGAAAAGUAGAAGCCAUCAAUGAGCAUGCUAAAGCUUCACCUGGCAAGGUGAUUGAAGGUCCAACUCCACUGGAGUGUGGGAAGAAGAGGAAAAGAAACUCUUCAAUCAAAGAGAAACUGGAUUUAGAUAAAGAUGAAAAUUGUGAUGGCACCCAAACAAGCAUUGUCGAAGUCAAGUCUAAUGGAUUCCGGCAUAAUGGAAGCAGGCGAAAAAGUAAGCCCCGUCGAGCUGCUGAAGCAGUUGUUGAGUGCAGAUAAACAUUUGGUGGUUGAUUAUUGGCGGAAGAUCUGUCCCAUUUAUUUGGGCAGAUGGUUACCAUUAUAAAUUUAGGAAGUGAAACGUGGUAAUAUCUAGUCUCCUGUUUCUGUUACUUGUGAUUUUUUUCAUUUCAAUUUUUUGUCACUGCCCAAUUUUGAUAUCAAAAGAGGGACUAAAACUUCACUUUGUUUUUUGUAGUUCCCAAUACUUUUCUUGUCACAAAUUUAGAUCUAUUUCUUAAGAACACGAAUACAUCAGUUAAUAUAUGAAGCUAGAAGCAUGGUCGACUUUGUAGACUUUAUUCCUA
Molecule: messenger RNA, 1069 nt
Organism: Momordica charantia (bitter melon)
Lineage: Eukaryota; Viridiplantae; Streptophyta; Magnoliopsida; Cucurbitales; Cucurbitaceae
Source: RefSeq, a predicted model, not a curated record